This is a messenger RNA of Vigna radiata var. radiata (mung bean), 1599 nucleotides long. Its product is annotated as vacuolar protein sorting-associated protein 28 homolog 2. Gene Ontology annotation, cellular component: ESCRT I complex. Gene Ontology annotation, molecular function: protein-containing complex binding. Lineage: Eukaryota; Viridiplantae; Streptophyta; Magnoliopsida; Fabales; Fabaceae. The transcript is spliced from 2 exons. Gene Ontology annotation, biological process: protein transport to vacuole involved in ubiquitin-dependent protein catabolic process via the multivesicular body sorting pathway. The record is from RefSeq and is a predicted model, not a curated record. Bases 254 to 892 code for a protein of 212 amino acids.
UGCAGCAAUAAUAAUAUGUGGGAACCCACACGCAACCCCUUUCUCUUUCCCCGUGGACCGUACCGCACCCGAUUUAUUUCAUGCAAUCCAUUCCCUUCUUAAUCAUAUGGAAGGCUCCUCUCUCCCUACCAUUCCAUAACGUCUUCUGCUUCUUCGAAGAAGGCCCUUCUCUUUGCGCGUGUCCCGUUCUCUUCUCCAAUUUUCCUCCAUCCCCACUGUGUGAUUGGUUUGAAUAUAGUGUGUUCAUAUACUCAUGAGUACCAUGGAGGUUAAGCUCUGGAAUGACAAGCGCGAGAGAGAAAUGUUUGAUAACUUUGCCGAGCUUUAUGCCAUCAUUAAGGCCACCGAGAGGCUUGAGAAAGCAUAUGUUAGAGACAUAAUCUCACCCCAGGAAUAUGAGUUGGAGUGCCAGAAGCUCAUUGCUCAUUUCAAAACCUUAGCUUCCACCCUUAAAGACACUGUGCCUAGCAUUGAGCGGUUUGCAGACACUUAUAAGAUGGAAUGCCCGGCUGCACUUAACCGCCUUGUGGUGUCUGGUGUGCCUGCUACCGUGGAGCAUCGCUCGACUGCGGCUGCCUCUGCUUCCACUUCGGCUGCUGCUGUGGCUGAGUGUGUGCAGAAUUUUAUUACAUCAAUGGAUUCCUUGAAACUUAACAUGGUGGCUGUGGAUCAGGUGCAUCCAUUGCUCUCGGACCUUUAUGCUUCACUCAAUAAGUUGACAAUCCUGCCGCCCGAUUUUGAGGGUAAAACCAAAAUGAAAGAAUGGAUUGCAAGGUUAUCUAAGAUGGGUGCAGCUGAUGAAUUGACAGAACAACAGGCGCGGCAGCUUCACUUUGAUCUUGAGUCUUCUUACAAUUCCUUUAUGGCAGCCCUACCCAAUGCUGGUACAUGAUUGAGUGGCCAGCGUGCUUGUACAUUAAAUCAGAAUUUCCCUCCUCUUUUUUUUGUAUUUGCUUUGGUUAUUAAUCUUGUUGAUUGGAGGAAAGGAAUUUUCUAUUUGGUUACAGCUUAUACAUUUUUAAUGCUGGCUCCUUGGAUAUUUACUAAUGAUGGCUUUAUGCUGAUCAUUGAUGUUUCAUUUUAUAUUGUGGACUAGUUUCCAGCUUUUGUUUUCUUACCUGCAGUUGAUUGUUUGGGUUUGAUUUGAGUUUCUAUGCCCUCCUAGCAGGGGUGGAAUCUCACAUAAACUCGAUUGUUGAGUUUACAGCUGUAUUAUCUUUGUCUUUGUACCUAUAGAUGUGUUUCAGAACUACCCCUAAUCUAUAUCAUACAAAGGUAUAUCUUUCAAAAAAUUGACAUGAUUGAUAGCUUUUGAUGUGCAUGAACUAUGCUUAUCAUAAGUAGUUAUGCAAUUAUUGGGUGGAGAUGCGAGGAAUCAGGGAAGAGGGUAAACUAAUAGGUGAAAAAUGAGAAAGGUUGUUUGAAUGUGUUCCAUAUGGGGGAUAAAAAAAGGAAAGACCUGUGUCUUUUCGUUUCUCCUCUAGUAUGUGGAGGAAUGCAGCUUGGAAGAUACAUUUCCAUGUUUUGUGGUGAGAAACCACUAGAAAUUGUGCAGAGUCCAUUGUAAAAGUCGAUUAACUAUGACUUUUUAUUCUUUUU